CUGCAAAAAAAAAAAAAAAGGGCGAACUCAGGUUCCUGGGUCCCUGCUCCACCUCCUGCUGUGUUCUUAUUGGGCUGUGCUGCUCUGAGGAGAGGUCCCUCAAAGCCCAGCCCUCCUCACCCUCAGCACAGCCUGAAGCUUCAUGGUUUCUCUCUUCUCAGUCUGACCUUCUAAAUUGACUCCUUCAUAUAAUUUGUGCUUAGGGAGAUGAUACCACCUACAGGUUGGGCAUAGAAACAGUGUCCAGCGGUGUGCUCUGCUGUGUCGAAGGCUUCCGCUAGGAGUGUGUGCAUCUUCCACACCCACAGCAGAGAGGUUGCCUCGCCCUCAUCACCCUUCGCCAAGUAUAGGUGGGGCACAGCACAGCCCAGCAGCUGAUGGAGAGCCAGCCUUGAGCCCUUUGCUGGUGUCUAACUCACCCCCUUUCCCCUGGGAUCCAUGCUUAAGGUCCCCCACAUGACCAUUGAUCAUAAAUCUUGUUGCAGAUAGGAGCUGGGCUUGGCGUGGGGCCAAGAGCCUGCCAGCCCCCGGAGCAGAAUGGAGUGGGCAGCGGAGUAAACCGCCGGGUGAGGCUGCUGGUUUACCGGGCCUCCUCCCACGUUCUUUCCUCCUCCACGUGAUCGUGAUCAUUUCCUCCAGGACGGUCUUGGCAUGUUUCCAUCCAUAUGGAAGAGACGGCCUGGGAGGACUGGAUGGGAGUUGGUGUGUGUGAGCGAGCGAGCGACUCAAGAGGCUUCAGAGGGUUAAAACCAGCAGUCAGAAGACCGGCAGAGGCUCCCCUGUGGGGGAAAUUCGGUCAGAAGACCGGGGAGGAUCCCUGUGGGGAAAUUCACAACGAUGCAGCAUCUGCACUUCCUGACUCUGAAGGCCAAAUGGGAUGCCCCUGGCCCUCCUCUCCCCACUCCCCAGCAUCAAAGACAGCAUUUCCAGCCCAAACACCUUCAGAGCAGCCCUGGCGACAGAGAGGAUCGAGGAACUGACUCCAGGUGCCGCACCUGAGUCUGUCUAUCCUAACACCCAGAAUCAGACAUCCCCGUUGUCCUGGGGUCAGUCCCCACCCCAAACUCAAAGGGGGGGCGGUCAGGACGUCUGCACGUGGUGCUUUGUGCUCCGGCAGGUGCACCCGGACUCCACGAUGUCUGCGCAACUUCCAAGCCCUGUUUUGCAGCCCUGCCCGUAGACUCUCCCUCAAGAGUGUCUGGCCUUAGCGGUCUUCAGAUUGGCUUCUUAAACGGAGGGAGGCGGACCGGGGGCGGGGUUCCUUGGUCAUUUACUUGUCAGUGGUGUGCCUGGUUUCCGCUCUCUUCCGGGCGUGGAGGAGGUGUCAUCGCAGGCCCCUCCACGGGCGUCCUCUGGUCUACAAGCCAGGAUGACAGGGACAGCGAGGACGGUGACCAGCCUUCCCCUGUGAUCCCUGUGGACCCCGAUGCCUGCAUCCUUCCCGAUGCUGCGCUGUGCGCGUUCACCGUGCUGGACAGUGUGCUGGUCACCCUGGUGCAGGGCCCCGCCCGGUGGAAGAUGCAGCUGUUUGAGCAGCCCUGUCCUGGGGAGGACCCCCGGCCAGGAGGCCAGAUCGGUGAGGUGGAGCUGUCCACCUACGCCCCCCCAGCCGGGGUCCCAGGAAAGCCUGCAGACCCCCACUUCCUUCCAGUGCUAUGCUGUGUGUCACCGUCAGGCUCCAGGGUGCCGCGUGACCUCCUUGGGGGCCCUGGGGGCUUCACGCUGGAGGACGCCCUCUUCGGGCUCCUCUUUGGAGCUGAUGCCACCCUCCUGCAGUCACCUGUGGUCCUCUGUGGUCUCCCUGAUGGCCAGCUCUGCUGUGUGAUCCUGAAGGCCCUGGUCACCUCCAGGUCAGCCCCUGGUGACCCAAAUGCCCUUGUCAAGAUCCUCCAUCACCUGGAGGAGCCUGUCAUCUUCAUAGGGGCCUUGAAGACAGAGCCACAGGCUGCAGAAGCUGCAGAGAAUUUUCUGCCUGACGAGGAUGUGCACUCUGACUGCCUGGUGGCCCUUGGUCACCAUGGCCGGAUGCUGGCCAUCAAGGCCAGCUGGGAUGAGUCUGGGAAGCUGGUGCCCGAGCUGCGGGAGUACUGCCUCCCAGGCCCCGUGCUCUGCGCUGCCUGUGGCGGGGGUGGCCGCGUGUACCACAGCACCCCUUCUGACCUCUGUGUGGUGGAUCUGUCUCGGGGAAGCACCCCGCUGGGCCCCGAGCAGCCCGAAGAAGGCCCGGGAGGCCUGCCCCCCAUGCUGUGCCCAGCCAGCCUGAACAUCUGCAGUGUCGUCUCUCUGUCCGCCUCUCCCAGGACGCGUGAAGGUGGCACCAAGCUCCUGGCCCUGUCCGCCAAAGGCCGCUUGAUGACCUGCAGCCUGGACCUAGACUCGGAGAUUCCUGGCCCAGCCAGGAUGACCACAGAGAGUGCAGGCCGGAAAAUUAAGGAGCUGCUGUCUGGAAUUGGCGACAUCUCUGAGAGAGUGUCUUUUCUAAAGAAAGCGGUUGACCAGCGGAACAAGGCCCUGACAAGCCUCAACGAGGCCAUGAACGUGAGCUGUGCACUGCUGUCGAGCGGCGCGGGCCCCAGGCCCAUCUCCUGCACCACCAGCACCACCUGGAGCCGCCUGCAGACACAGGACAUGCUCAUGGCCACCUGCGUGCUAGAGAACAGCAGCAGCUUCAGCCUGGACCAGGGGUGGACCCUGUGCAUCCAGGUGCUCACCAGCUCCUGUGCCCUUGACCUGGACUCGGCCUGCUCGGCCAUCACCUACACCAUCCCCGUGGACCAGCUCGGCCCCGGUGCUCGGCGGGAGGUGACACUACCCCUGGGCCCUGGUGAGAACGGCGGGCUCGACCUGCCUGUGACCGUGUCCUGCACGCUGUUCUACAGUCUCAGGGAGGUGGUGGGCGGGGCCCUCGCCCCCUCGGACUCUGAGGACCCCUUUCUGGAUGAGUGCCCCUCCGACGUCCUGCCUGAGCAAGAGGGCGUUUGCCUGCCCCUGAGCAGGCACACAGUGGACAUGCUGCAAUGUCUGCGCUUCCCUGGCCUGGCCCCGCCACACACACGGGCCCCCUCCCCACUGGGCCCCACCUGCGAUCCCGUGGCCACUUUUCUGGAAACUUGUCGGGAGCCUGGCAGCCAGCCAGCAGGACCCGCCUCCCUGCGGGCCGAGUUCCUGCCCCCAUCUGUGGCUUCCAUCAAAGUGUCAGCGGAGCUGCUCAGGGCUGCCUUGAAGGACGGCCACUCAGGUGUGCCCCUGUGCUGUGCCACCCUGCAGUGGCUCCUUGCUGAGAAUGCUGCUGUGGACAUCGUGAGGGCUCGAGCGCUGUCUUCCAUCCAGGGAGUGGCCCCUGAUGGCGCUGACGUUCACCUCAUCGUCCGAGAGGUGGCCAUGACCGACCUCUGCCCAGCCGGGCCCAUCCAGGCAGUGGAGAUCCAAGUGGAAAGCUCCUCUCUGGCCGACAUUUGCAGGGCGCACCAUGCCGUUGUCGGGCGCAUGCAGACGAUGGUGACAGAGCAGGCCGCCCAGGGCUCCAGCGCUCCUGAUCUCCGUGUGCAGUAUCUCCGCCAGAUCCAUGCCAACCACGAGACGCUGCUGCGGGAGGUGCAGACCCUGCGCGACCGGCUCUGCACAGAGGAUGAGGCCAGCUCCUGCGCCACCGCCCAGAGGCUGCUGCAGGUGUACCGGCAGCUGCGCCACCCCAGCCUCAUCCUGCUGUGACCAGGCGGGCCUGCCCUGGCCACGGCUCUGGUUACGCUUCCAGCCUCUGUAACAGCCCCCCAGGCCUUCGUGGUUUUAGAGGAAAACUGAGUUGGCCUGGUCAGAGCCGUCAGGGAAGGUGUGACCUGGCCACGUGGGAACAGAACACUCAUGAAAGUGCUUGAAGGCCGCGAAGCACAAAGCAGAUUCUGAUUGGGAGCAACCGAGGUGGGCUCUGAACCUGGCCGGUCCAGCUUCGCGUCCUCUGCUGGUCUCUCUCCUCCUCUGACCGCGGCCGCAGCCCCUGCACUCGCCUUCCUCACUGCUGGGCAGCCUUCCCGCCGCAGCAGCAGCCCCUGAGGCCGGGAGGCGGUGCGGUGCAUUCUGGACCCUAAGGGCCGGAGAAACAGGAUUUCUGGGGUUUGGACUUGGGGUGAGUUUGUAACUGUUGCUGCCGCACCACCAGGAGCACCAGCUGCCCCUCUGGGUGGCGCUACCAGGCGCCCCACGGUACCCCUGUCACACUGUUCACACCUGCCCGGCUGCCCACUCUGGGACCCCGAGGUGGGAGGGUGCUCCCUGAGACCAAAGCACAAAACAGCAUGCAGGGAGCUCCUGCAAGUGCCCGUGGCCUCGCGCCACACCAAGGAAGGGCCAUCGGGUGGCCUGUGGCCGGAAUGCUCAACAACUAGGUGCCCCCGGCCGGGGCUGUACCCAGCACUGUGCACUAUUAUCAGGGCCACUCGGUGGCGCUGUGGCCUGGGGGUGCCCUGAGCCCCAGCCCCCAGCCCCCUCCCUCAGACUGGGCUACGGCCCGCCUCCUGGUGCUGGUGUUUUCAUCCGGGGAGGGUGCUCGUGCCUCCCGCUGCAGGCACUGUCCGCGAAGAGUGCGGGUAGGAGCCGUGAGGUGCUUCUCUGCUGUGACAAACGACCCUGUCUGUGAAA
Molecule: messenger RNA, 4635 nt
Organism: Cercocebus atys (sooty mangabey)
Lineage: Eukaryota; Metazoa; Chordata; Mammalia; Primates; Cercopithecidae
Gene: FAAP100
Product: chromosome unknown open reading frame, human C17orf70
Exons: 9
Coding region: 1519-3711 (730 amino acids)
Biological process (GO): interstrand cross-link repair
Cellular component (GO): Fanconi anaemia nuclear complex; nucleoplasm
Source: RefSeq, a predicted model, not a curated record